GAGUUUGCACGGAAAAACCAAGGAAAAACGAUCGUCAUCACCAUCAAGCGAACUGUCGUCGUGCGCUUUUUUUCACCAGUGUUCCAAAAGUCCAAGUUUCUCACCGUGAUAUUUUCCAAUCAUCCUAAACCUUUCGUGCGAAGCGUUUUAAGCGUAAAAUUUACCUUUAAGGUGGCUCAAACGCAUUGGUUGUCACGAAACGCGGGCCAUCCCCGAGAGGGCCUGUGCGAUGUGGUCUGGCGACUGGAGCCAGUUUCCGCAAGAGUCUCUUCGGCUUUUAAAUAGCAAAGUCGAGACCAAAUCAUUUUUAGAGGAUGUUAAAUCACUCAUAUUUACUUUGGGCAGUGCCGAGGAUGGUGACAAUCAUAUGGUGCGAGUGGCCUGCCUGGGCCCCUACUUGCUUGCAACAACAUAUUUUAGUAAGGACUGCGAGAUAUGGGCAAGGAGUUCUGGCAUUUUCUUCCAUCCUUCCAAACUUUCUGACAAUGCUCUGACACCAGAGAUUCGCGAAGUCAUUCUUGUUCUGGACACACUGGCGUAUCAUGUUUGUCUCCUCCUUGUUGCCAGCACUGGAGGGAAUAAGUGCCACAUUGGUUGCGGUCUGGAAAACAAGCACCAAAACUUCCUGAAAGAAUUUGACAAAGAGGUCGUCUACUCCAAGGUUGUGGCUCUUGUCGAACCUUCUGAAUUUUUUAAGGCCUUCAGGAAAAAAUUGCAUACUACACUCAAGGAUGAACAAAUACUUGGUUGCUUCAUGAUAGCCCUAAAAGCCUCAAUGGCUCACUGUAGCGGUGUCUUGGACACCAUGCUGACCUUCAUAGUCAAGGACUGCACGGACAACGACAAGGCAACUGAAGGAAACCAACUAAAGGUGUCUGGGAAUAAGAAGUUCAAGGAAGGUGCAUACCUGGAAGCUCAUGCAUUGUACACUGAAGCCAUCUCGAAAGUGAGAUUCAACCAUCUGCUGUACAGCAACCGUGCCCUGUGCUCCCUACAGCUGAGCCGAUACAAAGAAGUGGAGUUAGAUGCACGCAGGGCCAUAAUCCUUAGCCCCAACUUUGAAAAGGGUUAUUACAAGACUGCUCAAGUGUACGAAAGCCAGAAACAGUGCCACCAAGCGAAACAAGUGAUGGAGUACUAUAUCAAACGCUGCCACCUGCGUGUUGUGAAUGUCAGUGCAGAGGUCAAAGACUUCUAUGAGAAGCUUGGGAAAGCAGUGGAACAGAAAAAGAAUGGAAAGACUGAGCCUAAAAGCUCGCAGGCUGUGCCCAUCAAAUCCAAAAAGAAGCCAGUGGCACUUGAGCUCCUCUCGGACUCGGACUCUGAAGACACGAAACCUGCCAAGCCCACUCCUGUCUACAAAUCAAACAUUCCACGGGCGACACUCAUCAAAAAGGCCUCGGAGGACCUCCUGGCUGGUCUUUUCAAGUCAGCUUUGCAAGGCUAUAAGGAAGCUCUGGCAUCAAAGUCGGCCAUGCCUGAAUCGGAAUUGGUCGUCUUGAAAUAUGCAGCGGGACAUGCUGCUGCCAGCCUCGACUCACUGGAGGAUCUCAACGAAGCCGAGAAAUGGUUCCUCGACAUCACUGCAAACCACAAGGAUAUUAUUUUCCCACUCGCUUACCAUGGUCUAUCCCUAGUCAACAAGAGAAUGAACAGAUUCUCUGAUGCCUUGCCAUACCUGGAAAAAGGUCUAAGCAUACUCAGCAAGGGAAUUCGCUUCAAUGAAACUGUGCUCUGGCCUGGGACCAAGACGAAAAUUGACAUUGCCGAAAGGACGAAACUACAGAGGUCCCUGGAAGAGAUGCAGGCGGAGUGCCGGUCUCCCCCCGAGCGGGACGCCAUGUGCUGUAGGGAGGAGUGUCCCCUGCAAAGGAACAUCUACUACAGCGACCCGGACUUUAGGGGUUUUCAGCAGCUGCACUGCCACUCCCGGUGCCUGGUUCAGUACCACCCAGCCUGCUGGAAGGAGAUCAGGGACGCCCGCAGCCUCACCGAGAAGGGAUUCUUGGGAACCUUGUGUCCAACUCCUGACUGCAAUGACAUUAUCAUCAAAGUGGAGACGAUUGAGAAAGACGGAACAGUGGGAAGGAAGUUUGUUCAUUCGGAUUUCGAGAAGGAGACUGCUCCCAAACAGAAGAAAACAAAGAAGGAAAAGAAGCAGGAGCUGCGGGAGAUGAAGAAGAAGCAGAAGAAGGGCGACGCGGCCGUGCCCACGAAGCAGCCGUCCCUGGAAAAGGAGGACGAUGCCACGUCGGUGGUGAGCACGGGCUGCGACUCGGUCAGCAGCGCCUUCCAGGACGAGGUGUCCGCGGUCCCCUCUGCCGCACCCUCGGAUGUGGCAAAGGGGGCCAAGCCACAGGCCAGGGCCCCCCCUGCGCCGGUCUCCACUGGACCGGACGAGUCCAGUAACGAAGCGGCUACCAGUUGCGCUUUGGUCCAGCCUUUGCCUGAUGCUCCAUACCUACUCAAGCGGGAGGAGGAGGAGGAGGAUGACGUUGUUGACAGUCGGCCCAAGAAGUGGAAGAGAAGGAGACCCAAGAAUGUCUUGACCCUGGAAUUGGACUCCAAUGACCAUCUUUACUCAGAGUACCAAGAAAGGAUCCAAAAGCUGGCCCAGUACAAGAACAUCAUAGAGGACCAUGGAGACUGGAAGACUUUCUGCGAAAAGAAAAAGCAAAUGAUUCCUGAGCUGGAUCCGGAGGCUCCCUUCUUCAUCCCGGAGGCACUGAGGAACAAUGAGGCUGCCUUGGAAGCCGUCCUCCAGCAUCGCAUUGGUUUCGGGGAUCUGGGGAAUGAAAGUGUCCGAGAAAACGUCUACCAGUACCUGCAGGAGCUGAUCCAGAGCCACGGCCCCAUGUCCGUGCACGACCAACUGUUGCAGGACGAGGUGGCACUCUUCCCUCCCGUGGCCCGGAGCCUCAUCGAGGAAGCCGGGGGGCUGCAGCGCUUCCUGAUGCACUCAAUGCGCUUCUUCUUCAUCGACGAUACCACGGUGCAGACCUAUGGGACCUGGGCAGCUUCUGAAGACAUGAGUCUGGAGGAUGGCUGCUCUGACUAUCUGGAUGAAGACUACAAUGACGAUGAGUGGGAAUCUGAAGGAGAGGAGGAGGAGGAGGUUGGGGAUGGCGAUGGCGAUGGCGGUGGCUGGCGCUCUACCCCAGCACAACCAACGGUGCCAGCACAUCCGACGGUGCCAGCACAUCCGACGGUGCCAUCACAUCCGACGGUGUCAUCACAUCUGACGGUGCCAUCACAUCUGACGGUGCCAUCACAUCCGACGGUGCCAUCACAUCCGACGGUGCCAGCUCAACCGACGGUGCCGGCUCAACCGACGGUGCCAGCUCAACCGACGGUGCCAGCUCAACCGACGGUGCCAGCUUCUGCUGUCACAGUACAACCCCUCGCUCCCAACCUCCAUCCCCACGCACAAGACUUCGGGGUACAGAACCUGCUGGCGACGGGCCUUUCGGGAAGCGGUGACAGCAGGGCCGAACCUCGGCUGGACCAGACGGUGGCAGCAUUGCCCCAGGAGGGGGGCACAGCGGCAGUUGUCCCGAGUGAUAAGGGUGCUGGCCGGGAGCUGGUGGUGCGGCAGCUGCUGGCAGGACUGGCGCCCAGGCAGCUCGCGGAAUGCCUGGUGGAUGCGGUGCAGGGCUUCAAGGGACCCCUCACUCCCAAGAUGCUGGGCAAGGUCAACAAGAAGUUGGAGUUCUGCAGGCUCUCCAACAAGUCCACCAUGCGAGACUACUUUGUCCAGGUCAACCUGAUACAAGCUGCCUCCGAUGAGCACAAUGUGGACCUGAAGAUGUGCCAGGACCUGAAGCUCGAGAAUGAGCGCCUUGCAGAGAAGCUGGCCACUGCCUUGGACCAGAAUGUGCAACUACAGAAAAAGCACACUCUUGAGACCAGUCAGGGCAAAGAGAAACUGGAGGAAGUGAGCAAGGAGCUUCAGGCUACCAAACAAAUGCUGAAGAAAACAAGACUUGAGAGUGAGGCUGAGUUGAAGAAGCACCAGCAAGAGAAAAUUAAGCUGAAGGAAGAACUCAAGCUGCUCAAGUCAAGCAGGGAUGAAUCUGACCUGAAGGGUACCUUGGAGAAGACCUUCACUGAAAUGGCAAAGUUGAGGUCUGAGAAUGGAGACCUCCUGGAAAACUGCAAAUCUUUUGAAGAAGCUGCGGACGUGGCCAUGGAGAGGGCGCAGCUAGCCGAGGUGCGUAUUCUUGAGACAGCCCUGGAGUGGUCCAAGGAAAGGCACGACCGGUCAACAAAGCCAGUGGAGAGAGCUCUUCAGGAGUUGGAUUACCGGCUCUCACUGCCAUCAGACCCCACGUAUCUUGCUGAACUCACCAGAAUAAAAGGACUGGCAGAGAAAUACCGAAUGGAAUGGAGCAAUGCCUGCAAGGAGUUUGAGAGGAAAGUAAAGCUCCACGUGGAGAGAAUAAAUGCCGGAGAGACACUGGCCAGUCUGCCCGUUCUAAACCUUCCUUCGAGGCCGGACUUCAAAAUUCACAUUCCUCUUCCUCCGCCGCCACCCGCCUUCCAAAUGAGGGAAUCUUCUGGCCUGUUGUAUCCACCACCACCAAUGGCAUUGUUUGCUCCCCAAGGACCCACGUCGCGACCGAGGUUGCCCGUGCACCGGCCUCCUCCUGGAGUGGUGCCCCCCGCGGCCCCUCUGUUGUCCAUUCCAAAAGUCCACUUUCCCAACGGAGCCACAGCCAGGACUGCCGAGGCCUGCCAGCCACCCAGUGGGCCCCCUCCUGGCAUCGGCCGUUUCCCAGGCAUGAGCGGCUCCCACUCAUCCGUUGGUUCUUCGAGGGGUUCUAGUCCUGGCUCGGAGGGCUUUCCAGCCGUAACUGCUGGCACGCAGUCGGCGAGCCGAUUUGACAGGGCGGAGGCAAGCGCUGCAGCCGAGACUCCAGUGGCAAGAAGUGAGAAGCUGUUUGCAAAGCUUUCUUCCAAGUAUCCGAAUCACUCGGGGGAGGACAUAAAAGCUGCCCUACAGAAGGUGUACAAGGAAUGCAAUGGCCUCAAGGGCAUGACCAUUGCACAGAUCAUCAAGGCCACUUCAAAAGUGAUAGAAAGCAAUUCAGCGGCCGCUUCCAAUGCUGCUUCCUCAGUGUCCGUUGUCAGGAUGUCGAGGGUCGUUGGCACGCUGAGGGACAUGAAACGGGAGAGUGCCAGGCCGACAGUGGAUGUCCAGCAAGGGCAAUUUCAGCGUUCCUGGGCUCCGACCGGACCCGCUGGCAAUGGUCUGGAGGCCAUGCGCUGGAACGGCAAGGACUCCCAGUGCAGCAUCUGCCUCGAGGACCUGGAUGGAAGCAGCAAGCAGAUGCAGACAUCCUGUGGUCACAGCUUCCACGAGCACUGCCUUGAGAAGUGGUACAAGACGGACCAGAGCUGCCCCAACUGCCGUACUCCCAGCUUGUCCGAUAAAGACUUCCCCAGCCUGGGGAACUAAAGCGUCACCAAAUCUUGAAAAAAAGAAAAACACGUUACAAUUUUUUAUGUCUGUGUGAGACAGCAGAGCUUUUUGUGCCUUAGUGUCCUGUUAUGUUUCGUGCCAACUUAAGGAUUUCUGAAUAAACAAAUGUCUUUUUAUUCCAAUGAA
Messenger RNA from Ixodes scapularis (black-legged tick), 5608 nucleotides. RefSeq names its product E3 ubiquitin-protein ligase TTC3. Lineage: Eukaryota; Metazoa; Arthropoda; Arachnida; Ixodida; Ixodidae. The transcript has 43 exons. Gene Ontology annotation, molecular function: protein binding. The record is from RefSeq and is a predicted model, not a curated record. Bases 230 to 5458 code for a protein of 1742 amino acids.